Messenger RNA from Culicoides brevitarsis, 2007 nucleotides. RefSeq names its product arfaptin-2 (gene Arfip). Gene Ontology annotation, molecular function: protein domain specific binding; phospholipid binding. The record is from RefSeq and is a predicted model, not a curated record. Gene Ontology annotation, cellular component: trans-Golgi network membrane. Lineage: Eukaryota; Metazoa; Arthropoda; Insecta; Diptera; Ceratopogonidae. Bases 341 to 1435 code for a protein of 364 amino acids. Gene Ontology annotation, biological process: regulation of Arp2/3 complex-mediated actin nucleation; intracellular protein transport. The transcript has 3 exons.
CACGAAUGAAUCAGCAAAAAGUGCAAUUUCCAUAAUUCACAGUCGUAUAAAAGACGAAAAUCAAUUUAUUUAUUUCCCAAAAAGGCUUGCUUAAAACCAAUUUAGAGCUUUAAAAAUCCGUGCAACCUGUUCUACGAGACUUCCUGCUUAGAGAUAUUCUACAUUCGAAACUUUGCGAACGUGAAAUUGACGGGAAUUCGAGGGCAUUUACCCGGAGAGUCUCGCCAACUACCGACCAAAACUAUUGAUUUCCCUUUUUGUUUAAGUUAGUUUGUUUGGAAAUGGAAUUUGUGGAUUUUUUGGUUUGCAUCGUACAUCGUGACUUCAUCGCUUCUCUCAUAUGAAUUCAACACUGAACAUCCACACCAAUCCUCUCUCAAACAUGUCAGUUGGCUCUGAUCGGCCUUCGAUACAUGAGAUGCUAAAGGAUGAACCGUCAAUGAGUGAGAGCAAAAGUUCGGUAUUUAGUGGCACAGAAGUAAAAUCGUAUAAACAUCCGACCACAUUGCCUGGGCUCCGUUCGGUGGGCCCUUCGUCGUCAUCCGCCGCUGCUGCUGCGGGAAAUGCCGCAACGACACCAAAUAACGCAUCAUCACACAAUACGCCGUCGUCGGCAGUGGGAACGCCCGCUUCCGUGGUUUCGCCCUUCAGCCCGUCGUCGCAGAACGGCAGUGAUUCGGCCUUCUUCAAGAAUGGCGCCUCCAAAAUCGACACGAUCAAAACGUGGAGCAUAUCGACGUACAAGUGCACGCGUCAACUCAUGAUGGAGCGUCUCGGGAAAACUUCACGGACCGUCGACACGGAACUCGAGGCGCAAAUCGAGCUUUUACGCGAAACGCAACGAAAAUAUCUCUCGAUCUUGCGUUUAUCGCGUGCUUUUAGCUCGCAUUUUCAGCAUUGCGUGCAAACGCAACACGCACUCGCCGAAGCGUUUAGUGAUUUGGCGCAAAAAUCGCCGGAGCUGCAGGAGGAGUUCAUGUACAACAGCGAGACGCAACGGAAUCUCACGAAAAAUGGCGAAUUGCUGCUGGGCGCCUUGAACUUUUUCGUGUCGUCCGUGAAUACGCUGUGCAACAAGACAAUCGAGGACACGUUGUUGACCAUCAGACAAUACGAGACGGCACGCAUCGAGUAUGACGCCUACAAAAAUGACUUGGAAGUUGCGCGACCCGAAGUUAGCAGUCCCGCAGCGGAGGAGGCGCAAAAGAAUUUCUCCAAGCACAAGGAGCAAUAUGAGAAGUUGCGUGCCGAUGUCGCCGUCAAAAUGCAAUUUUUGGACGAGAAUCGCGUCAAAGUCAUGCACAAGCAGUUGCUCUUGCUGCAUAAUGCCGUUGCGGCGUACUUCAGUGGAAAUGCGACGGCGCUCGAGGGCACGCUUAAGCAGUUCAACAUCAAAAGUCCCAAUUCCACGAGCAGUUCGUGGCUCGAGCAGUAGUUGGAAAGCAAUCGUUAUCGUCCCACGGACCAUUUUUCGUAUUUAUAAACAUUGAUAAACCUAUAGAUGAAGAAGAAAUUUAAUGUGAGCGUAUAUUCAGCAUAUAUGACAAAAAAAGUUUAAUGAAAAAUAUUUACACAUCACUUAUUGCUUCUGCUUUGUUACUCCUCAAGUACUAUUUAAAAAAAUUAAAUUUUAAUUUUUUUUUCACAUUCCUCCUUUUUGUGUUUUUUGCUUUUGUGUGUUUAAUUUUAAGUCUAAUUUAUUUAAAUAUUUUAUUAAUUUUUUAAAAAAAGGAAGAAAGAAUAAAACGAAAGCACAGUAGUUUGUCAAAUUCUAGUCAAAUCUCACUUUUUUUGUAUUAAUUGUUUAGUUUUAGAAAUCACCCAAAAUUUCGACACCCGUUUAAUUUAGUUUUAGAUGAAAUGAAAAAAAAAUCGUAGGUAAAAGUGAAAAUCAAGAAAUUUUUGAUGAGUUCGGAAUUUGAUGAUCAAAAUAUAUAUUUUGUGCAUAAAAAAGUAUAGAAACUAAUUUAUUGGAUGAAGAAUUGUAAGAAGUAAAAAAAAAAUAAA